AUGAGGUUCCCGCUGGUGAUUGCUUUUCUCGCCUCUUCGUUCGUCCACCUUGCCGUCGGUGCCAACACCUAUUGUGCAACUGCCUGCAAGAACCCGUUGUCCUAUUUGAAGUUCAACGGAACAGAUUACAGUGAUGAUGAUGUCGACCCUUCGUGCUCCAACUUGCUUGAGGUCCAGUCAUACUAUGUGUGUCUGCGGCAAUACUGCACGGCCUCGGAGACCAAAAAGGCGGUUUCCAAGUUGAAGAAAUCUUGUGACCCUGUCUCUGUCCCGCCCAUCUCAGUCAUCAGCAAUCUCACGGUUGAAAGCCUGCGACAAGUAGAGUUCAAGGAUCUCAGAAAGAAGACCGUCUUGGGAGAGGCGGUCCUCCUAUCCGAGACCCUGUUUGGUCUCUCGAUGAGGACACUUACAAGUGCAGAUGAGUCAGACGCCAGAAAUAUUCGAUAUGGACAUGCGGCAUACGGGUAUUGGGGUGUAGUACUUCUUGUAGGAAUGAUCACUCGGAUCUCUACCUUCAUCCGCCGACAAUUGCGGCCGCGACUCUCGUCGUCACCAAGGCCCAAGGGCUCGCUGUGGCGAAGGGCUCGACUUGGUGUACAGCAGUAUAUAACAACGCCGGCACUGUUCAGACAACACUCGGCAGAGCCUGUCGGAUGGUGUACCAUCCCACCUCGACUGCAGGCCUUGACCAUAUUUGGUUUUGUGGUGGUCAAUGUGGUCCUGUCAUGUGUGGACUACGACAUUUUCGCAGGCAAUGUAAGACGGCCUAAUGAAAAGGAGCAGCUUACCCGGUGGAUUGGUCGGCGGACUGGCGUUCUGGCCACAGCAAAUCUGCCCCUUAUGUUCACGUUUGCCAUGAGGAAUAAUGUGCUGAGCUGGUUGACCGGCUGGAAUUAUGCCACAUUCAGUCAGUUUCAUCGAUGGAUUGCUCGCAUGGCCAUGACUCUGCUGUUCGUACAUGCCGUUACUUACACCCUCUACGAAUUUCUGGCGGGUGGCUCUGCCAAGUACUACGAUCAGUGGCUUGAAGGUUACUGGGCCUGGGGUAUAGUUGCAUUUAUCGUUGGCUGCUUUAUGACCGCGUGGGCAAGCUACCCCGUGCGACGCUAUCUUUACGAAGCAUUCCUCGUGGUGCACAUCGUCCUGGCCAUCGUUUUCCUGGUCGGGACCUGGUAUCACCUCAAAAAACAAGAUGACGAAUAUGUCAUGUACUUCUGGCCGUGCGUGGCGGUUUGGGCGUUUGAUCGCCUGAUGCGAAUUGGCCGUGUCCUCCUCUCCAACCUGUCGACCGGUAAAGCUUUGGUAAAAUACAACCCUCAGUCCGGUCUGGUACGACUUGAAGUCCCCGCCAGAUUAGCGGUACGCCCGCAAGCCGGUACAUACUACUACAUCUAUGUUCUCCACGGUUUCAAGUUCUGGGAGAGCCAUCCUUUUACUUUGAGUUCUUGGGAAAUGAACGAGGCAACUACCACCGGCCCGUUGUCUUCUGGAACCCUGUCUUUCAUCAUUCAGCCACAGGAUAGUUUCACGGCCCGACUGCGCCAAUUCUUGAUCCACAAGAGGACCAGCGAAGAUGGCUCGACUAUAUAUGCCAGCCCCAUCCGCGUUCUUAUCGAAGGACCCUAUGGACAUUCGUACGACCUCCAGUCACAUGAUUCGGCGCUCAUCAUUGUCGGUGGCUCCGGCGUCACGGUGGCAGUGUCUCACCUCCGCAGUCUUCGCGAAAGCAUGGACAAGAACGAGCAAAUGGCCAUUCGCAAGGUGCACGUGGUCUGGGUCGUCCGCCAUCAAGCUCAAUUCCAAGACUUGCUUGACCUUGAGGUCGCGUCGUGGCUUGAUGCCUCGGGCUUCCAUAGCAAGAUCGACAUGCAAGUCGAUAUCUACGUGACACACAAAGGCGAGAGCAUGAUCUCAUCCGGACCGGAUGUAAGUGAGAAAGUCGAUGGCGUCGAUAACGCCUCAUCACUGCCACCGUCCGCCACAGGGGAUGAGAAGGCUCGAUCGACAGGAUCUACCUUGUCAACCUCGUCCAAUAUCAAUCAUUACAACUAUCGGCCCUCGAUGCGCCAGAUUGUUCUUGACAAUGCGAGAGUGGACGGCUGCAACGGGAAGAAGAUGGCACUUGUCUGCUGUGGACCACCUUCGAUGGCUGAUGACGUCCGAGCUGCUACUGUAUUGGCCAUGAAAGAUGGUGCCGAUGGCAUCGAUUUCAUUCCCGAGUCCUUUACCUGGUAG
This is a messenger RNA of Capronia epimyces CBS 606.96, 2235 nucleotides long. RefSeq lists its product as uncharacterized. NCBI's taxonomy places the organism in Eukaryota, Fungi, Ascomycota, Eurotiomycetes, Chaetothyriales, Herpotrichiellaceae. Gene Ontology annotation, cellular component: plasma membrane. Bases 1 to 2235 code for a protein of 744 amino acids. The transcript has 7 exons. Gene Ontology annotation, molecular function: ferric-chelate reductase activity. The record is from RefSeq and is a predicted model, not a curated record. Gene Ontology annotation, biological process: copper ion import; intracellular iron ion homeostasis; iron ion transport.